This is a messenger RNA of Austrofundulus limnaeus, 2306 nucleotides long. It is a transcript of the gene exd1, whose product is annotated as exonuclease 3'-5' domain containing 1. Gene Ontology annotation, biological process: piRNA processing; nucleobase-containing compound metabolic process. The record is from RefSeq and is a predicted model, not a curated record. Gene Ontology annotation, cellular component: PET complex. Gene Ontology annotation, molecular function: nucleic acid binding; 3'-5' exonuclease activity. NCBI's taxonomy places the organism in Eukaryota, Metazoa, Chordata, Actinopteri, Cyprinodontiformes, Rivulidae. The transcript is spliced from 11 exons. The coding region runs from base 276 to 1937 and encodes 553 amino acids.
AUUUGUAGCCAAACAUAAAUAUAAAAUAAAACCAACAUUUGUCAUCUGUCUUUAAUUCUUAUGAUUUUUUGCGUACAACAUGUGUUUAAAAUCAACAAUAAUGUCAAAUUUAAAAGUAACGGAGAGUCUUUGAACGCAGCAUUAAGUUACGCCUCGCGUUCUUGAUGCUAACGCGAAUAGCUACAACAAGCUAAAGCAUGUGAGAAAUUAGCUACCACUUGUGAGAGACGUAAGAAAAUUAAAAGCAAACUAAAACCUACAACCUUGGUCUCAAAAUGGUUGUGGACGACGUUCAUUUCAUGACUCUCCUGAAAGGAAAACGCCUCAAGCUGACGCUCAAGAGUUCGUCGUUUUUGGGGAUUGUUCAACGAAUCAAUCCGAACAAAACGCUGGUUUUGGCGGACGUUAGUGGGAGCGAUGGACGCAAAAUUCCUGGAACCAAGCUGUUUUUUGGACAUGAGAUUCUGAAUGUGGAAUUCGCAGACGAAGGAAGUGCUGACCUUGGAAACAUUGAGCUCUAUAGAUCUGAAGGGCAGUUGAACGUAGAAAAGUGUCAGCCAUACAGGAAGGCAAUUGCAUUGAUUGAUGAUGGUGAAGAAGAUGAAGAGGAGGCCAUCGACUAUGUUGUCAUUAAUGAAUUUCACCAGAAGUUUGGACCUGCUGUGGCACACAUCAAAAAGCAGUAUGUAAUCGGCGUGGGGGGUGAAGGAGUCGAGAUAUACAAAAAUGGAAGAUUGUGCUGGCUGCAGAUUGCUACAAAGUACAAGGUGUACUUGUUUGACAUACUGCUACUUGGAACAAGGGCAUUUAAGAAUGGUCUCUCAAUGAUCCUGGAAAGUAAACACAUAUUGAAGGUUAUUCACGACUGCAGAGCCAUCGCUGGAUGUCUGUCUGCUCAGUUUGGAGUAAAACUUACCAAUGUUUUUGACACUCAGGUGGCAGAUGUCAUGUGCUUCUACUCAGAGACUGGAGGGUUCCUUCCUGACAGAGUCAGCACUUUCCAUGAGGUGGCGGGUCUUUAUUUGAAGUUGCCCUCCUCCAGGCUCUCUUCUCUUCAAAUAAAGGCACAGCUCACCAAGGAGGAAAUGGAGAUGUGGUACAAACGGCCUUGCCCUGCACCGUUGCUGAAGGUGAUGGCUUUAUCGGUGAUUCAUCUACAGCCUCUGAGAAUGGUGCUGCUAGACACACUGAUGAAUGACUAUAGGACCCUGGUGGAUUCCUACCUUAGCAACACCAACUAUGAACCAGAUGGACUAGAGCCUAUCACUAUGGAAAGUACACUGGAGUUGCCCAAAGAGCUCAGGCAACUGGACGAAAUGCAUCUUGAGAGGCAGGAGUGGGCUAAUAGCCACUACCCUGUCACAGAAGGUGGGCUGCUGGAUCGCUUCAACCCACAUCCUAAGUCAGAAACCCAGACCUCCCCUGCUGCAGAGGACCACAGCAGUACUCUGACUGAACCUGCUGAUCAGACUUCAUCACCUCAAUCUGACCUUCCUCUUAACCAGCAAACCACAGCCAGCAUGCCUUCUGUGGGUGUCCACACCUCUUCCAAUCCACCAGCAGAGUCACUGUCCUCAGUCGUGAUGUCCAACAUCGAAGGAAAUAUGUCUGUGAAUAGAUUUCCCUCUGAAGGUCUGGACAAAGGAUUAACGGGGGAUCAUGUGAAUGGGAUGGGAAGAGGAUGGUUAUUUAAGAAGGAGCAGCCAYCUUUACCUGUCUUACCAUCUGUAGGACGAGGUUUCCUUCUCCAGAAAACAUUGUCCCAGGAUCCCAAAGAGAGCGUUUGUGACUUCAAAAGUCUGGACAGGCUGGAAAUGGCUCCUAAAGCUACUAACCAGCCUGGAUACCAUAAUGAGCAACCUAAUGAUAAACGUGUGGCAACUCCUCAACCCCUCUCACACUCACUGAUCCAGUCGUUUCGGUCUUUCAGAUGUUAAGACAACUCUYAGCCUACAAGCCCUUUAACCACAGUUGUUGUUAAACAAUUUGUAAUGUCCUGCAUUGACCAGUAGAUGGCAGUUGUUGCUCUUUUUUUGUAAAAACUUCACAUCAGUCUUUGAGACAUAAAGUCUGGGUACAAAAGAGGUGCUUUGACUUUGUAGUUCACUGAAGUUUAAACCGAUGUUGCUUUCUUUAUUUUUUAUAAUUAUUUUUACAAAAGACAUUCAUUUAUUCCUGUGUUUGGUGUUCUGUCUCUAAAUGCUUUAUUUAAACGUUAAUUAAUGGCAUUCUGAGCAUUUAUGUAAAUGAAAAGAAAAGCUAUAAAGCUUGAGCAAAAAUAAAUGUUGAAUAUUUUUAGCAUGCAA